Melospiza georgiana is the source of this 3900-nucleotide messenger RNA. RefSeq names its product netrin-4-like. The transcript is spliced from 10 exons. Gene Ontology annotation, biological process: substrate adhesion-dependent cell spreading; basement membrane assembly; cell migration. Gene Ontology annotation, molecular function: protein binding. The record is from RefSeq and is a predicted model, not a curated record. Lineage: Eukaryota; Metazoa; Chordata; Aves; Passeriformes; Passerellidae. The coding region runs from base 155 to 2071 and encodes 638 amino acids. Gene Ontology annotation, cellular component: laminin trimer.
CCAAAAGAGAAGGAGAAGAAUGACACAGCAGCCUUGACCCCUACACUGAGAGGAAAGAAAGGAAACACAGAAAAGCCAUGCAAGCACCAAACCUGUAGAUUACUGCAGGUCUUUUUUUUUUGCUUCACUGAGGACAAAUAUUUUACUGACAGCCAUGCAGCAUAAAGGCAUCAUGCUGAUUGUGUUCUUGGAAUAUUUUAUUUCUGGACAUGGAGAAGCAGAUCCCCCGAGGCCACGCGCCUUCCGCUGCAGCGGCCGCGCCUGCAACCCUCCCGUGGGGAACCUGGCCACGGGAAGGACACCAGUGACCAGCACCACGUGUGGCCAGAACAGCACUGAGCUCUUCUGCUUCUACCCAGAGCAGAACCUCCUCCAUCACCUCUCCCCUGGCUGCGGGCAGCCCCGCUGCACCAAGUGCAACGUCAACCAGCCCGAUAACUCGCACCUCCCUGCUGACAUGACAGAUGACUUCUUUGCAAACCCCAUGUCCUGGUGGCAGUCUGCCCAAGGGGUGCACAGAGAAGAAAUCAGACUGGACUUUGAAACAGAAUUCUACCUGACCCACGUCAUUGCUGUGUUCAAGUCACCUCGCCCAGCUGCGAUGGUGUUGGAAAGGUCCCAGGAUUAUGGGCAGACUUGGAGGCCCUACAAGUAUUUCUCUGUCAACUGUACAGCUACUUUUGGGCUCCAGGAUGAUCUCGUUGAGGAAGGCUCCAUGUGCACUUCCAGGUAUUCAGAUGCAGUGCCCUGCACCAGAGGGGAGGUGAUUUAUCGUGCCUUAAGUCCGGCCAACAAGAUCGAAGACCCUUACAGCCCUGAGGCUCAGGAUCUCCUGAAGCUCACCAACCUCCGCCUGCUUCUGCUGAAAAGGCAGGAAUGUCCCUGCCAUGGCUCAGGAUUGGUAGAGAAACCCCAAAGAUUUGCCCACUAUGCCAUUUAUGACCUGAUCAUCCGGGGGAGCUGCUUUUGCAAUGGGCAUGCAGAGGAAUGUGAGCUUGCCAACAGGACAGGAGUGAUGGAGAACAUGGUCCACGGGAAGUGUGUGUGCAGACACAACACGGCAGGUGACCACUGUGAGAAAUGUGCUCCACUCUACAACGACCAGCCUUGGAAGCCAGGAGAUGGGAAAACAGGGGCACCGAAUGAAUGCAGAAAGUGUCGCUGCCACAACCACGCUGAGAGCUGCCACUUUGACCUGAGCGUGUGGCUGGCCUCGGGGAAGCGCAGCGGGGGCGUCUGCGACAGCUGCCAGCACAACACCGAGGGACAUCGGUGCCAGAGGUGCAAACCUGGCUUUUACAGAGACAGAGGCAAGCCCCUGUCUUCUCCAGACGUCUGCAAACCCUGCGCCUGCCAGCCCAUGGGUUCAGCCAACACCACGUUCAGCAGCAGCUGGAGGUGCCACCCCCGCACAGGAUUCUGCUACUGCAAGCCAGGAGUGGCAGGUCCCAGCUGUGACAGGUGCCUGGUAGGCUACUGGGGCUUUGGAGAAAGCGGCUGUCGGCCCUGCGACUGCGCCAGAGACUGUGACCAGCGCACUGGGACCUGCUUCCAUGGCUAUGACAGUGAGCCCUUCUUUAAUGUCCCCAUUGGGGGACGAAUCCCUGACCUCAUCCAAACCCCGAGCAACGAGAGCGAAGAGGAGUGGAAAUGGAACGACCACGAGCAGGGAUUUUCUGCACUGAGGCACCCAGAAAAGUGUGUGUGCAAAGAGAAGGUGCUCGGGAGUGUCAGUGACUUCUGCCAAAUGAAAUACGCUUAUGUAAUAAAAGCAAGAAUCCUGUCUGCUCAUGACAAAGGGACCCAUGCAGAAGUUGUUGUGAAAGUGAAGAAGGUCCUGAAAUCAGGCAAGGUGAAAAUUGCCCGGAGCAACAGAAGCAUUUACCCAGAAUCCUGGACCAACAGGGGCUGCACAUGUCCCAUUCUCAAUCCUGGUACUGACUAUCUCAUAGCAGGCCAGGAGGACUCUAGGACUGGCAAACUCCUCGUGAACAUGAACAGCCUGGUGAAACCCUGGAAGGCAUAUUUGGGAAAACAAGUAUCAGAUAUUCUCAGAACUGGAUGCAAAUAAUUUCUGCUUCAGAAAUUACAGUGCUGGACUUUGCCUUUUAGUAACACUGCAGUGAAAGGUGUAGUUAGUUCAAGCAUUCCCAUUCAACAUGCUCCUAGCUGAAGCAAGGAAAGCAGACUUGCCAUCCCUCCUUUCAUGUGCUUAGACAGGAAACUUGGGACAUGACUACUUUUUUUAAAAAAUGCACAGCCUUAUCAUACAAAAUUACCUAGUGCAUCAUAUAUAGAUCACAAGUCAGUUCUUCACUUAAGCCUGAUUCCAGCCAGAAUCAUUUUACAAGGCAAAACUAAAGACAUGUACUAGUGUUUCCAUACUUCAGGUCAGAGACUGAUAUUAAUAUGCAUAAACUGCUUUCAUAAUACAUUCAUUACGGGAGUGUAAAUUUUAUUUAUCAGUGACCACUAAAAGGCAGCAAUUUCUUUCAGCUUUACAAGUGGCAUAAUACUAAAUAAGCAUAUAAGAGAGCUCAAACUGAUUUACCAUCAGACUGCAAUUAUGCCAAUAUAAUAGGCUGCUUUCUAGAAGCCAAUAUUAUCCCACUGCCUACAGAAACAAAUGUGUGGCUUAUCUUGGGACAGUGUCCUUUAGAGAUGUGCAUCAUGUAUCAUCAUGUAUCAUCAAUGCUUAGUGCUGAGCUCUGCUGCAGAAACCACCUUGGCUCAAACUCCAUCCCAAACCCAGCUCUGUGCUCUUGUACUUAGUCUGCAACACCACAAACGUUUCACAGCAAUAACUGCAAAUAAGCCUUAAUUAUAGGAAAAAGCCAAAGUGUGAGGAACUAGCAGCUGCUCUAAUACUGAAAUUGUGACACUACAAAAGCCACAAAGCAGAAACAGGAGGUAAAUGGAUUGGUGGGAGCAUGUAUCACAUGAGGUAAGCUGUAGUUCUGGGAGAGCAACCUGGCUGCUCCAACUGUGCUCAAGACCACUGGCCUUCGACUGCACUUAGUGCUUUCAUUGUGCUUUAUUUCUCUUGGUCACACUUCAGGGUAAGAUGCUGAAGCUCUGCUUCCUUCCCAUAGUGCCUGAGGAUUAUUUCUCCCUCUGCAAAAGUACAGGAGUGGUAACAUCUGCACUUCAGGUAAAAUUAGUUCUGCUUUGCAGAAGCAUUAUUUCUAAAUCAAUUUUAUCCUACAGUAAUCAAGAGAUAGCUACUUAAAUCCUUCCCUAACACAGAGGAAAGUGAAGUUUGAGAUGUGUGUCCCAAAUUUAAGGACUUACAACCAAAUGAAGUUGAUUGGAGCACUCUCUCUUCAACUAAGCAAAAAUCACAAUGAAUCAAUCCAAAUUCUUUCAGGGAGUUACAGAGAAAGAGAAGCACACAUGCUACUUUUGCAUGUUUCAAUUCCAUUGCUAAUUUUUAAUGCUCCUAGGGAAGAGGAGAUGUUUUCAUUUAGCACUGUCUGACUGGUAAGUGGGACACCUAGAAACCCUAAUACUAAUGCAGAACAACAGAAGUCCAGCCUACAACUUAAGCCAUUGUUUUGUUCUCUUUACCAAUGAAAACAAAAAUUCAGCCUCUUCCAUUCUAUUUACUGCUAUUUUACUUUGAAUUUCACAUUGACUGAACAGCAGAAAUAUCCUCAGCUCAUUUGGAAAUGGAUGACAGGCAGAUCUUUAAGAAAGAAAAAAGCUCCAAUUUGUUUCUCAACAGGAUAUAAACAGUGUUUCUAGUGUUCCCUCCUCCCCCCUUUUCAGGAAAUUUCCCUUCCUCCACUGCUUUCCCCCUUUCAAUUCAUAAUUUAUUUGUUGUUACCUAAACUGGUAUCCAACAAUGUGGCAUCUCCAACAAGCUAUUUAAUUAAUGCAAUAAAACACUUUUUAACCAAG